This is a messenger RNA of Lipotes vexillifer (Yangtze River dolphin), 2123 nucleotides long. RefSeq names its product solute carrier family 11 member 2 (gene SLC11A2). Gene Ontology annotation, biological process: manganese ion transport; iron ion transmembrane transport. Gene Ontology annotation, cellular component: endosome membrane; plasma membrane; lysosomal membrane. The record is from RefSeq and is a predicted model, not a curated record. Bases 53 to 1825 code for a protein of 590 amino acids. The transcript has 16 exons. Gene Ontology annotation, molecular function: cobalt ion transmembrane transporter activity; lead ion transmembrane transporter activity; cadmium ion transmembrane transporter activity. NCBI's taxonomy places the organism in Eukaryota, Metazoa, Chordata, Mammalia, Artiodactyla, Lipotidae.
AGAGGCAGGAGACAGGAGCUGGCACUGGGAAAAGUUAAACCCAGCCUGCACAAUGAAGAAACAGCUUAAGAAGGAGGCAGCUCCACACAUUGAGCUAAAAUCUUAUUCUAAGAACUCAGACACUCAGGUAUCCACCAUGGUGUUGGGUCCUGAACAGAAGAAGCCAGAUGAAGAUGCUUCUGGAGACCACGGGGAUUCUGCCAGUCUUGGGGCCAUCAACCCUGCCUACAGUAACUCCUCUCUUUCACAGUCCCCCGGGGGGCACUCAGAGGAGCCUUUCACCACGUACUUUGAUGAGAAGAUCGCCAUUCCUGAGGAGGAGUACUCUUGUUUUAGCUUUCGUAAACUCUGGGCUUUCACGGGACCAGGAUUUCUUAUGAGCAUCGCCUACCUGGAUCCAGGAAACAUUGAAUCUGAUUUGCAGUCUGGAGCAGUGGCUGGAUUUAAGUUGCUCUGGGUUCUUCUGAUGGCCACCAUCGUGGGGCUCCUGCUCCAGCGCCUUGCAGCUAGACUGGGAGUGGUCACUGGGCUGCAUCUUGCUGAAGUGUGUCACCGUCAGUAUCCCAGGGUUCCACGAAUUAUCCUGUGGCUGAUGGUGGAGUUGGCUAUCGUUGGCUCAGAUAUGCAAGAAGUUAUUGGCUCCGCUAUUGCCAUCAAUCUCCUCUCUGUAGGAAGGGUCCCGCUGUGGGGCGGAGUUCUUAUCACCAUUGCAGAUACCUUUGUAUUUCUCUUUUUGGACAAAUAUGGCUUGCGGAAGCUAGAAGCAUUUUUUGGUUUUCUCAUCACUAUUAUGGCCCUCACAUUUGGAUACGAGUAUGUUACAGUGAAACCCAGCCAGACCCAGGUCCUCAAAGGCAUGUUCCUGCCAUCCUGUUCAGGCUGUCAUACCCCACAAAUCGAGCAGGCUGUGGGCAUCGUGGGUGCUGUUAUCAUGCCACACAACAUGUACCUGCAUUCUGCUUUAGUCAAGUCCAGACAGGUAGACCGAGCCAAUAAGGAGGAAGUUCGGGAAGCCAAUAAGUACUUUUUCAUUGAAUCCUGCAUUGCUCUUUUUGUUUCCUUUAUCAUCAACGUCUUUGUCGUCUCAGUCUUUGCUGAAGCAUUUUUUGAGAAAACCAACGAGCAGGUGGUUGAAGUCUGUAGAAACAGCAGCAGUCCCCAUACUCACCUUUUUCCUGACGAUAACUCAACACUGGCUGUGGACAUCUACAAAGGGGGUGUUGUGCUGGGGUGUUACUUCGGGCCUGCUGCACUCUACAUCUGGGCAGUGGGGAUCCUGGCUGCAGGACAGAGCUCCACCAUGACAGGAACCUACUCUGGCCAGUUUGUCAUGGAGGGAUUCCUGAACCUAAAGUGGUCACGCUUUGCCCGAGUGAUUCUGACCCGCUCUAUUGCCAUCAUCCCCACUCUGCUUGUUGCCGUCUUCCAAGAUGUAGAGCAUCUGACAGGGAUGAAUGACUUCCUGAAUGUUCUUCAGAGCUUACAGCUUCCCUUUGCUCUCAUACCCAUCCUCACAUUCACGAGCUUGCGGCCGGUAAUGAGUGAAUUUGCCAAUGGAAUAGGCUGGAGGAUCGCAGGCGGUAUCUUGGUCCUUAUCGUCUGUUCCAUCAACAUGUACUUUGUCGUGGUUUAUGUCCAGGAACUAGGGCACGUGGCAUUGUAUGUGGUGGCUGCUGUGGUCAGCAUAGCUUAUCUGAGCUUUGUGUUUUACUUGGGUUGGCAAUGUUUGAUUGCACUGGGCAUGUCCUUCCUGGACUGUGGGCACACGGUAAGCAUCUCUAAAGUCCUGCUGACCGAAGGAGCCACCAGUGGCUAUACUAAGUAAACACUGGGUCAGUCUGUCUGUCUUCCACAGGUAGCCAUCAGAGCCAGUGUGUUGCUAUGGUUUACUGUGUGAACAUAGCCAAAAGUAUGUGCUGUUGCACAGACUGCAUUUAGGACUCAACUGUUUGUUGGGAAAGGCUUUGCAUAUGUGUUUGAAAGAAGCCAUUAUUUUUCUUCCUGACCUCCUAACCUGGGAACUGGAUUAGGUAGGGUCCUUGAAAAGCUGACAUCUGCUGCUCUCAAACAACACUAAACUCUUUAGCUGCCCAAGGGCCAGCUUCUUUUAUCUUUUUGAGAGA